Chanos chanos (milkfish) is the source of this 1929-nucleotide messenger RNA. Its product is annotated as MORC family CW-type zinc finger protein 3-like. Lineage: Eukaryota; Metazoa; Chordata; Actinopteri; Gonorynchiformes; Chanidae. Gene Ontology annotation, molecular function: ATP hydrolysis activity; zinc ion binding. The transcript has 14 exons. Gene Ontology annotation, cellular component: PML body; nucleus. Bases 1 to 1929 code for a protein of 642 amino acids. The record is from RefSeq and is a predicted model, not a curated record.
AUGGCGGCACAAAUAAAUCGAGGUAUACCGGCCAGUAUGAUCAGUCCCAAGUUCCUGCAUUCAAAUUCCACCAGCCACACCUGGGCCUUCGGCGCAAUCGCGGCACUAAUUGACAAUGCAUACGACCCAGAUGUGGGGGCAAAGAACUUCUGGAUAGACAAGACAGUGAUCAAAGAAAAGGUCUGCCUCACCUUUGUGGAUAACGGAGUUGGUAUGGACUACCAAACAAUGUUCAAAAUGCUCAGUUUUGGCUUCAGUGGCAAAGAGGCAAAAGAUGACCAUAAUCCAGUAGGUCGCUACGGUAAUGGGUUCAAGUCAGGCUCUAUGCGACUGGGGAAGGACGCCAUCGUGUUUUCGAAGACCAAGGAGACCAUGUGUGUGGGCCUGCUCUCCCAGACAUACUUAGAGGAGAUAGGAGCUGAGAACGUAAUUGUUCCCAUAGUCACCUUUACAUACAACGGAAAGAACCAGAUCCAAGCCCUGCCAGAGCAUGCAGAUUGUCUGAGGGACAUUCUGCAGCACUCUUUGUUCCAGAAUGAAGAAGAACUUAAGUGUGAGUUCAAGGCAAUUGACACACCCAGCGGCACCUCUGACAGGACAGGAACCCGCAUCAUCAUCUGGAACCUUCGCGAGGCAUCAGAAAAGCCGACAGAGUUUGAUUUUGAUAAGGACAGCUACGAUAUCAGGAUACCAGAGGACGAGUCUGAAGACAAGAAAAAGAAUUUCGGAAAACCAGAGCGUUUUAUGGAGUCCACUCCUGAAAGUGAUUUCUCUCUGCGGGCGUACUGCAGUAUUCUGUACAUGAAGCCCAGGAUGCAGAUCAUCAUCCGUAAGAAGAGGGUAAAGACGCAGCUCAUCUCCAAGAGCCUGGCAUUCACCAGAAAGGAUUACUACAAACCCACCUUCCUUAAGCCUAAAUCUAUUCCGAUCACGUUUGGGUUCAACACCAAGAACAAACAGCAUUAUGGGCUCAUGAUGUACAACAAUAACCGACUCAUCAAAGCCUACAAGCGUGUCGGCUGUCAGCUCAAAGCCAAUAACCAGGGAGUGGGAGUCAUUGGCGUGAUUGAGUGUGAUUUCCUCAAACCAACACAUAAUAAGCAGGACUUUGAUGACACAGAACAGUACAGAAAAACCAUCCAUAAUGUCGCUGUAAAGCUGAAGGAGUAUUGGGACGAAGUACGUCAUAAGAAAAGCUCAGGGAAUCCAGACAGCUCUGUAUCUGUGGAGGACAUGGUGGAAUCUCCAGACCAGAAUUGGGCGCAGUGUUAUGAUUGUAUGAAGUGGCGUAAAAUCCCAAGUGGCUUUGACUUUGACCUGCUCCCACCCAAAUGGUUCUGCCACAUGAACCCUGACAAUCAUUUCAGAUCUUGUGAUAUUCCAGAGGAGAAAGCAGAUUCAGAAGCAGGUGAUGAGGAGCAGCCUGACCCCAAACCCUUCAAACAGCAGCUGAAGAGAGUUCAUACUUUUGCUCAAGAUAACAAAGAAAUGAAGAGAGCCAAAAAUAUUGAGGGUGGAUUCAUCAGUGGUUCUAAAAAGCCCUCACCAUUGCCUACAAUGCCAGUGCCUUAUACCACAUCAAUGCCUGUAAACACUGAGAAUGACGAUGAGUGGUACAAACCGACAGUGCGUGAGGACAACCUGAGAAGGGGACAGGAGGAGCAAGCAGUAAUAUGUACUAAAGUUCAGAGAGAGAAACUCCUUUCUCUCCUUAGUCAAAGCUCUGCACUAGACAAGAAGCAGCAACAGGAUCCUCUCCUGGAAUUUUUGAAGACGACAUCUCAAACUUUUGACAGCCUUCAGAAAGAAAUACAUGGCCUCAAACAGCAGCUGGAACAGGUUCAGAGUAGAGACAAGGCAGAGAGCUGCAACGAGAGCAAACAGACGGAGAAUACCAUGAGUUAUGAAUCACUCAAGGCCUCACUGUGA